AAGAUCUAAAUCCUCCUAAAGAUCCAAAUACCAAAGGUCCAAAUCCUAAAGAUCAAACUCCUCCAAAAGAUCCAAAAAAUCAACCUCCAAAAGAUCCAAGUACUCCAAAAAUUCCAGCUAAAUCACCACAAAAAAACGAUAGCAAAGAAGCUGACGAUACGACAGAUAAUACAUUACCCAAAGAUGACAAAGAUGACCCAGACCAAGCUGCAGCUCAAGCCCAAGCUGGUAGUACUCCAACAGUUAAUACUGGUCCUCUUUCAUCAUCAGCCAUUGGUGGUCUUGCUGCUGUUGGUGGAGUAUUCGUUUUGGUGGGAGGUCUGUUUGCCUUUAGUCAGCGAAGGAAAAACAAUGAAAUGACAAAAAGUAUCGUGUCCAGCUCAGCUAAAGCCUGGGAACAACAAAAUUCCGCAUAUGAGGUAUUGGAAGAGGAAGCCAAACCAUUAGGCUCAUAUAAAGUCAUUGCAACAUAUUCACCAACUUUGGCUGAUGAAUUGGAUAUACAACCAGGAGACACAGUCACAAUAUUGGUUGAAUAUGACGAUGGAUGGGUACAGGGUAUUAACGAAACACGUGGUGGAAUAAAAGGUGUUUUCCCCCGUCAUUGUGUGGAUAUGAAUCGUGCCUCUAAUAAAGCAAAUAAAAAUAAUAAACGAUCAAGUUCUAUGGGAGGAUAUACGGAAAGAUACACAGAAGUGGAUCUUAGCUAAGUUCUUAGGUUACUUUACAAUUAAUUCUUAAAACCUUAUCUUCACUCCUCCUUAAUUGUUGGCAGAAUAAAUUUUAUAAAUAUUCUCCGUCCUCAUCCUCGUGCAUACAGUUAAUUUAAUUAUAUAUAUAAAGCAUAGCAUUAGAGCAAUAAAUGACAUAAUAAAAUCUCAUCAUUCAUUCCAAAAUGCUUCAUAGUCUAAUCUAAUAUAUAUUUUCGGUAAACAUUGAACUAAAAUUACACAUUACGCGGGUUUAUAAAUUUUCACUAUUAAUUUCAUUUUAACGGAGAAAAAUAAUAUAAUUUUUUCUCUUUUGUGUUUUGAAUUUUUUUUCUUAAUAUUAAUUUUUAUCUAUUUGUUUCUUUCCUUAUUUUUGUGUUUGGAUACUAAUUUCAAAAUUAUAUUUCACACCAACUAAUGGUUGUAAUAUUAAAGGUAUAGAAUUUUAAU
Messenger RNA from Rhizophagus irregularis DAOM 181602=DAOM 197198, 1160 nucleotides. RefSeq lists its product as uncharacterized. Gene Ontology annotation, molecular function: protein binding. The record is from RefSeq and is a predicted model, not a curated record. Lineage: Eukaryota; Fungi; Glomeromycota; Glomeromycetes; Glomerales; Glomeraceae.